UGAUCAAAUGCAGCCCACAGGUUGAGGCCCCAACCCAAAAUAUCCGAGUUUGCAAGAUCCGCAAGGACGGAAGGUACACACAAACACAAAAACAGACGCUUAUCACAAACACAAACACAAACGAAACAGAUAAGACCAUUCCCACCUCCACCUCUCAAACCUUCCCUUCUUUCCUCUCCUAUCUCUCUCUCUCUCUCUCUCUCACACACACACACACACCAUGGCCAUGCUCUCACUCACCUCUCCCAAACCCACAAACCCCUUCUUACAAACCCACCACCAUCAUCUUCUCCAACACCACCGUCAUCGUCAUCACCAGAAGAUGAAAAGUCCUCGACCCAUCUCCGCCACCAAGAUCCCCUCCUCUCCGCCCCCGCCAUCGCCUCUUGGCGAGCUCUACCAGCCCUUCCGGCCGCCGCCCUCCCCACUCCCACAGAAGUACCGCUCCCUCGGCCCCGCCGAGCGCAUCGACAUCCUCCGCAACCGCCUGGGCCGCUGGCAUGAGUACGCCCCCCUCAUCACCGCCCUCGCCCACGAUGGCUUCACCCCACCCUCCAUCGAGGAGGUCACCGGCAUCUCGAGCGUCGAACAGAACCGCCUCAUCGUCGCCGCCCAGGUCCGCGACUCCCUCCUCUCCUCCUCCUUCGACCCCGACCUCAUCGCCUUCUUCGACGCCGGCGGCGGCGCUGAUCUCUUGUACGAGCUCCGCUUCCUCAACGCCGCCCAGCGCGCCGCCGCCGCCCACCGCGUCGUCGAGCAGCGCUUCGACCCAAAGGCUGCCCAGGAGCUGGCUCGGGCCGUCAAGGACUUCCCCCGCCGCCGCGGGGACGACGGCUGGACCUGCUUCUCCGCCGCCCACCCAGGCGACUGCCUAGCCUACACCCACUUCCGCCUCAGCCGAGAGGCGCUCUCGGCCGGCGACCGGAUCGCGGCUCUCGAGCGGGCGAUGGAGACGGCGGAGACGGAGGGGGCCAAGAAGAGGAUAGAGGAGGAGAUGGAGAAGGCGGCGGGCGGAGGGAGAGAAGGAAUCGAGCGAGGCGAAGAGGUGGGAAGGGUGACGGUGCCGGUGGUGCGACUGAUGUACGGGGAGGUGGCGGAGGCGACGUCGGUGGUGCUGCUGCCGGUGUGCCGGGCGGGGGAGGGGGUGGCGGCGGCGCCGGGGGUGGCGGACAGGGGGAGGAGGGAGGUGGCGGAGGAGGCCGGCUUCUAUCUGGUGUCGGAGGGGGAGAAGGGGGAGUUAGGGGUGGUGAGGGGGGAUAAGCUAGUGGAGAAGGGGGUAAAGGAGGCGCUGGGGACGGUGGUGCUGGUGGUGAGGCCCCCCAAGGAGGAGGAGGAUGAUCAGUUGGCCGAUGAGGAUUGGGAGUGAGACUUCCAUCGCACGAAUUUUUGUUUUGUCCUUCUUUUCAUCGCCCGAAUAAAGUGCUUCAUCCCAAUUUGAUGUGGGAUUGCAGGGUAGACUGAAAAGAUAAGAUGGAUAGAAUGGUGGAUCGUUGGGGCUAGGAAUUUUGGAUUGAAGUUAGAAUACCAAUAUUUACUGGUUUCAAGAUGAAUCAUACGAUUUGGUUUGGUUUUUGAUGGGACUCUUUCUAAUUUUUCGUGGGCUUGGAGAAAGAAAAUAGCCAUUAUUGUAACACGAGAAAGAAUGAAGUUAAUUUGACUUGGCCAUUCCCUGUACUUUCAGUUUUUUAUAUUGCAAUUUUUUUCUUCUUUUCUUCUUUA
Elaeis guineensis (African oil palm) is the source of this 1719-nucleotide messenger RNA. The record is from RefSeq and is a predicted model, not a curated record. Lineage: Eukaryota; Viridiplantae; Streptophyta; Magnoliopsida; Arecales; Arecaceae.